This is a messenger RNA of Fusarium venenatum, 321 nucleotides long. The record is from RefSeq and is a predicted model, not a curated record. NCBI's taxonomy places the organism in Eukaryota, Fungi, Ascomycota, Sordariomycetes, Hypocreales, Nectriaceae.
AUGACAACGAGGGUCUUGUUUCUUAUCGCUGUCAUGUUUGGACCUAUCUUUGCUUCUAUGCCGCCUUGGGCGACUGGACCGACACUCAUUCUUUUGGUUAUCCUAGACGCAUUGACGGAGAUCAAUUGGCGCUAUAUCGGCGACACCAUUCCCUCUUUCCUCGUUAUCGCUUUCGUUCCUUUCUCAUACAACGUCGCCUACGGGAUCAUUGCCGGCAUGCUUCUCUACACUACAGUCAACGUCCUAGUUGCACUAACGGUCCGCAUAUCGGGUGGAAGAUUGGAGUCUGAGAACUACGACUUCAAAGAGUACUGGACGUGA